Molecule: messenger RNA, 216 nt
Organism: Lathyrus sativus (Indian pea)
Lineage: Eukaryota; Viridiplantae; Streptophyta; Magnoliopsida; Fabales; Fabaceae
Source: the annotation of a GenBank genome assembly
AUGUCAGUUGCAGAAAUUGCUUCAAAAGAUGUUUAUAGGAAAAGAAAAAGUUCUGGACUGUGUCAGUCUGAUAGAGUUGCUUGGGAAAGAAUGACUGGAAUCCAGCAGAUGGACAAGAACAACUCCCUUCUGUUUCAAUUUCUAUGGAAUGGAUGCUUACACGCAUUGCUUGCUUUGUGUUUUGAUGAGUCAGGCUGUCCUUGGGUUAUGCAUUAA